GCGCAUUCGCUGUGACGCGAGGGCGGGAGCGGGCGGCGGCCCGUGGGCGGUUCGGGCCGCGCUACUUGUGCCGGCCGCGGGGCGCGGUGCGGCGCUGCCGCGAUCGCCUGCCAUGGAGGAGCAAAAAGAGACUCUGCAAAGGAUCAUCUCUACUCUCGCAAACAAAAAUGAUGAAAUUCACAACUUCAUUGACAUGCUGAACCAAACAAUACGAAAUGUUCAGAUAAACUCUUCUAAUGUGAUUAGUGAAUUGGAUGAUGAAUUUGAUGCUCUGUAUUCUGUUUUGGAUGAGAUGAAGGGGAGUAUGGCUAGCACUAUUCAGCAGGAACAGGCUCGUAAAAUUCAAGCUCUUCAGAAUCAGCUUAGCCAGUGUAGUAAUGCCCUGGAGAGUUCUGAAGAGCUGCUGGAACUUGCUGCGCAGUCGCUGGACAUAAAGGACCCUGUGAAAUUCUCAGAGGCUGCCAGACAGAUCAAAGAUAGAGUCACAAUGGCUUCAGCAUUUCGCAUCUCUCUGAAACCAGAGGUCAGUGACAGUAUGACUCAUUUGAUGGUGGACUUCACCCGGGAAAGGCAUGCACUCCAGACUGUUAAGUUUUUGCCAGUUCCUAAAGCUCCAGUGAUUGAUUUGUCAGCAUGUCUAGUCAUUGAUAACUGUAUAACAGUAUCAUGGAGAAUGCCUGAAGAAGACAGCAGAGUUGAUCACUUUGUACUGGAAUAUAGGAAAACCAACUUUGAUGGCCUUGCUCGUGUUAAAGAUGAACAGUCUUGGGAACUGAUAGACUAUAUUAAAGCUACUGAAUAUACAUUAUCAGGUCUAAAGUUUGAUACAAAAUAUAUCAAUGUUAGAGUACGAGCUUGCAACAAAGCUGUGGCAGGGGAAUACUCCGAUCCUGUGACUCUGGAAACAAAAGCAUUUGUGUUUGAUUUGGACAAUACUUCAUCUCAUCUGAACUUAAAAGUUGAAGAUUCCUAUGUUGAAUGGGAACCUACUGGAGGUAAAGGCCAAGAAAAAGUAAAAGGGAAAGAAAAUAAAAGCAGAAGUGGUGCAUCUCCGAAGAGGACAUCUACUGGUGGAAAGGCCACAGUGAAAGGCAGCAGAGAUCGCUUUGCUGGUGAAUCAUACACUGUGUUAGGAAAUAAUGCUAUUGAAAGCGGUCAGCACUACUGGGAAGUGAGAGCACAGAAGGACUGCAAAUCCUACAGUGUGGGCGUGGCGUAUAAAACCCUGGGGAAAUAUGAUCAGCUGGGAAAGACUAACAUAAGCUGGUGCAUCCAUGUCAACAACUGGCUGCAAAACACAUUUGCAGCGAAACAUAAUAAUAAGACCAAGACACUGGAUAUACCUGUUCCAGACAGAUUAGGAGUAUACUGCAACUUUGAUGGAGGUCAGCUCACGUUUUACAACGCAAUCUCAAAGGUGCCGCUACAUACCUUCAGGAUGAAGUUUACACAGCCAUUGUUACCAGCCUUUAUGAUCUGGUGUGGUGGUCUUGCAGUAAGUACUGGUUUGCAGGUGCCAAGUGUCUUCACUGCACUCCAGGAAAAUGAAAAUGGAUUAAGCAGAUCAACUAGUAGUCUAAAUAAUAUUGCCCAGUAAUGUCUACUGAA
Messenger RNA from Phasianus colchicus (ring-necked pheasant), 1608 nucleotides. RefSeq names its product fibronectin type III and SPRY domain containing 1 like (gene FSD1L). The record is from RefSeq and is a predicted model, not a curated record. Gene Ontology annotation, molecular function: protein binding. NCBI's taxonomy places the organism in Eukaryota, Metazoa, Chordata, Aves, Galliformes, Phasianidae.